Rangifer tarandus platyrhynchus (Svalbard reindeer) is the source of this 1236-nucleotide messenger RNA. The record is from the annotation of a GenBank genome assembly. NCBI's taxonomy places the organism in Eukaryota, Metazoa, Chordata, Mammalia, Artiodactyla, Cervidae.
AUGCAGACCUCAGAGCGAGAGGGCUGUGGACCGGAGGUGAGCCCCAGCACGGUCCCCGAGGCUACCCUGGAGUCUCUGCCUGUUCCUACCAAGUCGCCGGCGUUUGAUCUUUUCAACUUGGUUCUGUCCUACAAGAGGCUUGAGGUCUACCUGGAACCUCUGAAGGACGCUGGCGAUGGGGUCCGGUACUUGCUCAGGUGGCAGACGCCAUUGUGUUCCUUGCUGACCUGCCUGGGCCUCAACAUCUUGUUCCUCACCUUGAACGAGGGUGCCUGGUACUCCGUGGGCGCCCUGAUGAUUUCAGUGCCCGCCCUACUGGGCUACCUUCAGGAGGUUUGCCGGGCACGGCUGCCCGAGUCUGAGCUGAUGAGGAGGAAGUACCACAGCGUGAGGCAGGAGGACCUGCAGAGAGUUCGCCUGUCUCGCCCCGAGGCCAUAGCCGAGGUGAAGAGCUUCUUGAUCCAGCUGGAGGCCCUCCUGAGCCGCCUGUGCUGCACCUGCGAAGCUGCCUACCGCGUGCUGCACUGGGAGAACCCCACCGUGUCCUCACAGUUCUAUGGGGCUCUUCUGGGCACGAUUUGCAUGCUAUAUCUGCUGCCUCUGUGCUGGGUCCUUGCCCUUUUAAACAGCACACUCUUCCUGGGGAAUGUGGAGUUCUUCCGAGUGGUGUCUGAGUAUAGGGCAUCUCUGCAGCGGCGGAUGAACCCCAAGCAGGAAGAGAGUGCCUUCGAGAGCCCGCCACCAUCAGAUGCUGGGGGGAAGGGCGCUCUGGGGGACUGCACUCCGGCGCCCACGCCCACAGAGGACCUCACGCCAGGCAGUGUGGAGGAGGCGGAGGAGGCUGAGCCCGACGAGGAGUUUAAAGAUGCGAUUGAGGAGACCCACUUGGUGGUGCUGGAGGAUGACGAGGGGGCCCCGUGCCCAGCAGAGGACGAUCUGGUCCUGCAGGACAACGGCUUCCUGAGCAAGAAUGAGGUGCUGCGCAGCAAGGUGUCUCGGCUCACCGAGCGGCUCCGCAAGCGGUACCCGACCAACAACUUGGGGAGCUGUACGGGCUGCUCGGCAACCUUCUCAGUGCUGAAGAAGAGGCGGAACUGCAGUAACUGUGGAAACAGCUUCUGCUCUCGGUGCUGCUCCUUCAAGGUGCCCAGGUCCUCCAUGGGGGCCACAGCCCCUGAAGCCCAGAGAGAGACUGUGUUUGUGUGUGCCUCGUGUAACCAGACCUUGAGCAAGUGA